Mucor mucedo is the source of this 3308-nucleotide messenger RNA. RefSeq names its product potassium/sodium efflux P-type ATPase. NCBI's taxonomy places the organism in Eukaryota, Fungi, Mucoromycota, Mucoromycetes, Mucorales, Mucoraceae. Bases 65 to 3262 code for a protein of 1065 amino acids. Gene Ontology annotation, biological process: calcium ion transmembrane transport; intracellular calcium ion homeostasis. Gene Ontology annotation, molecular function: ATP hydrolysis activity; ATP binding; P-type calcium transporter activity. The transcript is spliced from 3 exons. The record is from RefSeq and is a predicted model, not a curated record. Gene Ontology annotation, cellular component: plasma membrane.
UUUUUUUUUAUAUAUAUCCACAUAUAAAAAAAAACCCCUUUAUUAUACACACAUACACACAUAUAUGAAUCAAAACAUACCAAUUGAUAACAAUGAUCAAGGUGACAGAGACGGUGCACCCAGAAUUCAAUUCGAUGAAUCCCAAAAGAAGGAAUAUCAAGUCCAGCAUAAUGAAAAGUUCUCGCAAAAACCCUUAACUCGUUCCUCUACCGGUGCUAGUUCCAAUGAUUUCGAUACCAAAUCUGUUCGCAGUGUGCUCAUGAACAAGAUGCACUUGGUCAAACGUAGAAGACAAAGUGUAGAUAACCAAGAAAAAGUAGAAGGCCCGCCUUAUCAUACCAUGGAUCUCGAUACCGUCAAUGGAUUGCUCAAAACUGAUCUUGAAGAUGGUCUUGAUGAAGACGCUGUUCCCGAAAGAAGAGCCCAAUACAGCUAUAAUGAAAUGGAAGGUGAGGGCGGUGUCAGUCCUGUCAAGCUCAUGAUCAAGCAGUUUAUGAACAUCAUGGUCCUUAUUCUCCUCAUUGCUAUGGUCGUCUCGUUUGUGUUUAAAGACUACAUCGAAGGUGCUGUAAUCUGUGCCAUCAUGUUCCUCAACGCCAUUGUAGGCUUCAUGCAAGAAUUCAAGGCCGAAAAGACCAUGGACUCUCUGCGUCAAAUGGCCUCUCCUACCAGUCAAGUCAUCCGUAACGGCCAUCAAAAGACCAUCCCCACUCGGGAAUUAGUUCCAGGUGAUAUUGUCAUUUUAAAAAGUGGCGAUGUCGUAGGUGCCGAUUGCCGUAUCAUCGAAGCCUUCAAUAUGGAUAUCGAUGAAGCGUUGUUAACUGGUGAAAGUAUGCCCGUCAAUAAAGUCUCAAGCGUCAUUCAAGGCGAAGAGGUCCCUUUGGGUGAUCGUAUCAACAUGUGUUACUCCAGCACCGUCUUAACCAAGGGUCGCGGUAAAGCCAUCGUCACCGCUGUCGGUAUGCAAACUGAAAUUGGUAAGAUUGCUAAGCGUCUUUUGGACAGUGGAGACAAUACCAAGACACCCCUCCAGAAAUCCCUUGACCGUAUGGCCCUUGUCUUGUUGGCCAUUGCCAUCGUUUCCGUCAUUAUUGUAUUUGCCGCCGCCAAGUUUAAUAUCACCAACGAUGUGGUUCUUUACGCUAUUUCUACCUCCAUUUCCGUCAUCCCCGAAGGCCUGGUGGCUGUCGUGACCUUGACACAAGCGUUUGGUGUACACAGUAUGGCUCAAUCAAAAGCUUUGGUGCGUCGUUUGGUUGCGCUUGAAUUGUUAGGAUCUGUGACAAAUGUUUGUUCUGAUAAAACGGGUACACUUACCCAAUCGAAAAUGGUCUUGACACGUUUAUGGCGUCCUAGCACUGGUUUUUAUUCUGUCUCUGGUUUGGGCUUUACAGUCGAUGGUGAAGUGACUUCAGAAACCGAUGGUACAGUGAUCACCAAAGAAAAUAUGGACGCUGGCUUUCAAACGAUGGUCAAUACCGCUGCACUCUGUAACAUGGCGGAACUCCGUAAAGACAAGAAAAAUGACGAAUGGUCUGGUAUUGGUGACCCCACUGAAAUUGCGCUUCAAGUGUUUGCUCAUAAAUUGAAGAAUGGUAAGCCUACUUUGGUCAAGAAGGAUGCACCCGACAACGAAAGCUGGAAGUUAAUCUCUGAAUACCCUUUUGAUUCUUCUGUGAAACGUAUGAGUGUUCUUUGUCGUUCUCCCGAGGGAUCCCAUAUGGCUUUUCUGAAAGGUGCAACGGAGCGUGUGCUCGAAAGUUGCUCUGGGAUGCUCAUGUCCGAUGAAGGUGAUAUCAAGUUUAUGUCCGUAGAAGAACUGGAAGCGUUGGUCCUUCCCAAGGUGGAUACUUUAGCACGUGGUGGUCUUCGUGUCCUUUCCUUAGCUAUGCGUCGUAUCAAACAUGCCGGUGAUAUCGCACAUGAUACCUUCAAUCGUGAAUUCAUCGAACGCGACAUGAUCUUUUUGGGUUUAGUCGGUAUCUAUGACCCCCCACGUCAAGAAUCCAAAUUGGCCGUAGAAGAAUGUCAUAAAGCAGGCAUCACCGUACACAUGUUAACAGGUGAUCAUAUCGCAACAGCUACUGCCAUUGCACGUGAAGUCAGUAUUGUACCUGCUACCUAUGGCCUUGAAGAAGACGUUGAAUUGUACAACAGUAUCAAGGCAACCGCUAAACCUCAUUUGGGAGACAAUAAAGAAAAUUUGGUUAUGACCGCACAACGCUUUGACAAGAUGUCUGAACAGGAAAUCGAUGCUUUACCCGAUCUCCCCUUGGUCAUUGCUCGUUGUAGUCCCGAUACCAAGGUUAAGAUGAUUGAAGCCCUUCAUCGUCGAAAGAAGAUUGCUGGUAUGACAGGUGAUGGUGUAAAUGAUAGUCCCUCACUCAAAGAAUCAGAUAUUGGUAUUGCUAUGGGAGAAAAUGGAUCGGAUGUAGCUAAACAAGCAGCAGAUAUUGUGCUUGUGGAUGAUAACUUUGCUACCAUUGUCAAAGCCAUUGAAGAAGGUCGUCGUGUUUUUAGUAAUAUCUCUCGUUUUGUCGUUCACAUGGUGUCUGGUAACGUUGCUGAAUUAACCCCUUUAUUAUUGGGUCUUGCCUUUAUUGAUCAAACCGGUGGCUCUGUCUUCCCCAUGACUCCCAUUCAAAUCCUGUUUAACAACAUCUUGACCAGUUCACCACCUGCCAUGAGUUUAGGUCUGGAACCCAUUCAUGCCGAUCAAAUGUUGGAACCUCCCCGUUCUUCAAAGGAUGGUCUCUUUAGAGUGUCCAAUUUGGUGGAUAUCAUGUUCUAUGGUAUCACCAUUGGUGUGAUUUGCUUAAUGAACUUUAUUGUCGUACUCUAUGGUUAUGGAACGGGUGAAUUAGGCCUCGAUUGUAACGGACACUACAAUGAUACAUGUGACGAAGUUUUUCGUGCUCGUGGUGCACUGUUCGCUACUUUAACUGUAAUCGUCUUAUUACAUGGCUUUACCUGUCGUGAUCUUCGUAACUCUACUUGGUCUAUCUCUGCUCUUAAGGGACCUCAAAACAAGUACUUAUUCUGGUCUACCUUGUUUGGUUUUAUCUUGUUGAUUGUCGCCUUGUAUGUACCAGUAUUGAAUACAGAUGUCUUCCGACACAAGCCUAUCACUUGGGAAUGGGGUAUGACCGCUGCUUCUGUCGUGGUAUAUAUCUUGAUUGCCGAAGGUUAUAAAUGGUGCAAGAGACAUUUUACGCUUACCGCUCGUUCCAGAUUCCGUUAUUCCUUGUCAUUCAACCGCUAAAAUAUUUAAUUUGUCUCUAAUUGUUUACACACACACACACACACAC